GCACAACUUGGGGAGCCGCUGCCCGCGGUACCGCCGCCGCCAGCUUCCGCCGCCGCCGGACCGGCCCCUGCCCAGCCUCCGCGGCGCGCCGGGGCCCACGCCGGGGCCCACGCCGGUCCUCCGCCGCGAGCCGGGGGGACCCCCCGCCUGCGCUCUCCCCACUGUGCCCCGCAUGUGACCCGGCCGGCCCCCCGCGAGCGUGUCCCCCCCACCGUGUACCUCCAGGGCACCACCCCCCCCCCCCGCCAGGGCUGCGCCCCACCCGCCGCCCCCAAACAACCCCAGCUCUCUCUCCAAGCCCCCGCUCGUCCGGGAUGGCCGCGGCCAAGGCCGAGAUGCAGCUGAUGUCCCCGCUGCAGAUCUCCGACCCGUUCGGCUCCUUUCCUCAUUCACCCACCAUGGACAACUACCCCAAGCUGGAGGAGAUGAUGCUGCUGAGCAACGGGGCUCCCCAGUUCCUCGGGGCCGCCGGGGCCCCGGAGGGCAGCGCUGCGAACAGCGGCGGCGGCAGCACCGGCGGCGGGGGCGGCGGAGGUGGAGGCGGCGGCAGCAGCAGCGGCGGCGGCGGCGGCGGCGGCAGCGCCUUCAACCCCCAGGGGGAGCCGGGGGAGCAGCCCUACGAGCACCUGACCGCAGAGUCGUUUCCUGACAUUUCUCUGAAUAGCGAGAAGGUGAUGGUGGAGACGAGUUACCCCAGCCAAACCACUCGGUUACCUCCUAUCACCUACACCGGCCGCUUCUCUUUGGAGCCUGCGCCCAACAGUGGCAACACCUUAUGGCCCGAGCCCCUCUUCAGCCUCGUCAGUGGCCUGGUGAGCAUGACCAACCCGCCCACCUCCUCGUCCUCGGCACCGUCUCCAGUGGCCUCCUCCUCCUCGUCGGCCUCCCAGAGCCCACCCCUGAGCUGCGCAGUGCCAUCCAACGACAGCAGCCCCAUCUACUCGGCGGCGCCCACCUUCCCCACGCCCAACACUGACAUUUUCCCGGAGCCGCCAGGCCAGGCCUUUCCAGGCCCGACAGGCGCCGCCGCGCUCCAGUACCCGCCUCCUGCCUACCCUGCAGCCAAGGGCGGCUUCCAGGUGCCCAUGAUCCCGGACUACCUGUUUCCACAGCAGCAGGGAGACCUGGGCCUGGGCACCCCAGAUCAGAAGCCCUUCCAGGGCCUGGAGAGCCGCACCCAGCAGCCUUCCCUGACUCCACUCUCCACGAUCAAGGCCUUUGCCACGCAGUCUGGCUCUCAGGACCUAAAGACUCUCAACACGACCUACCAGUCCCAGCUCAUCAAACCCAGCCGCAUGCGCAAGUACCCCAACCGGCCCAGCAAGACCCCCCCCCACGAGCGCCCCUACGCCUGCCCGGUGGAGUCCUGCGACCGGCGCUUCUCCCGCUCUGACGAGCUCACCCGCCACAUCCGCAUCCACACGGGCCAGAAGCCCUUCCAGUGUCGCAUCUGCAUGCGCAACUUCAGCCGCAGCGACCACCUCACCACCCACAUCCGCACGCACACCGGCGAGAAGCCCUUCGCCUGCGACAUCUGCGGGAGGAAGUUCGCCCGCAGCGACGAGCGCAAGAGGCACACCAAGAUCCACUUGCGGCAGAAGGACAAGAAAGCAGACAAAAGCGUGGUGGCCUCCACGGCCGCCUCCUCCCUCUCUUCUUACCCGUCCCCCGUGGCUACCUCUUACCCGUCCCCCGUGGCUACCUCUUACCCGUCCCCCGUGACUUCAUACCCGUCCCCCGUGCCCACCUCCUACUCCUCCCCCAGCUCGUCUACCUACCCGUCCCCUGUGCACAGUGGCUUCGCGUCCCCCUCCGUGGCCACCACCUACGCCUCCGUCCCUCCCGCUUUCCCCGCCCAGGUCAGCAGCUUCCCAGCGGCCGUCACCAACUCCUUCAGCGCCUCCACGGGCCUUUCGGACAUGACGGCCACCUUUUCUCCUAGGACAAUUGAAAUCUGCUGAAGGGAAACAGAGAGACACACCAAGGACAGGAGAUGACCCAAGAGGGGCGGGCCUCUUAGGUCGAUGGCGGUUCUCCGCGCCCAGUCCUUCCUCUCUAGUUGGAGUGGAAGGUCUGUUGGCCAACAAUCCUUUGUCCACUUCCCCUUCCCCCCAGAUUCCUUUGACUUCAGCUGCCUGAAACAACCAUGUCCAAGUUCUUCACCUCUAUCCAAAGAACUUGAUUUGCAUGGAUAUUGGAUAAAUCAUUUCAGUAUCAUCUCCAUCAUAUGCCUGACCCCUUGCUCCCUUCAAUGCUAGAAAAACAAGUUGGCAAAUGGGGUUGGGGCCCUCGGAGACUCACCCCUGUAUCCUUGUACAGUGCCUGUGCCAUGGAUUUUGUUUCUCUUGGGGUACUCUUGAUGUGAAGAUAAUUCGUAUUCUCUAUUGUAUUAUUUGGAAUUAGGUCCUCACUUUCAGGGGGGGAAA
Perognathus longimembris pacificus (Pacific pocket mouse) is the source of this 2426-nucleotide messenger RNA. It is a transcript of the gene Egr1, whose product is annotated as early growth response 1. NCBI's taxonomy places the organism in Eukaryota, Metazoa, Chordata, Mammalia, Rodentia, Heteromyidae. Gene Ontology annotation, biological process: regulation of transcription by RNA polymerase II. Gene Ontology annotation, molecular function: RNA polymerase II cis-regulatory region sequence-specific DNA binding; DNA-binding transcription factor activity, RNA polymerase II-specific. The transcript is spliced from 2 exons. The record is from RefSeq and is a predicted model, not a curated record. Bases 315 to 1961 code for a protein of 548 amino acids.